Messenger RNA from Hibiscus syriacus, 605 nucleotides. Its product is annotated as basic leucine zipper 4-like. Lineage: Eukaryota; Viridiplantae; Streptophyta; Magnoliopsida; Malvales; Malvaceae. The transcript has a single exon. Gene Ontology annotation, cellular component: nucleus. Gene Ontology annotation, biological process: positive regulation of DNA-templated transcription. Bases 120 to 599 code for a protein of 159 amino acids. Gene Ontology annotation, molecular function: DNA-binding transcription factor activity; transcription cis-regulatory region binding. The record is from RefSeq and is a predicted model, not a curated record.
UCUCUAACUUCCUAGUAUCAAAUUAAAAUUAGGGUUUAUCUUUCUCAAUUUCCACUCUCAUUUUGGUUGGUUCAUUUUUUUUUUUACUUUUUUAUAUUUGAUUGAGUCUAAUUAACCCAAUGUUUUUAGCUGAGGAAGCUGUUCAAUUCCCAUUACCGGUUCCCGAAACCGGUUUUUCACCCGAAGAACUCCGAGAAUUAUUAUCAUUUUUCGAAUCCGAAGAACCGAUCAGUUUAAACUCCGGUUCGGAAAGUUCGAGUCGGGUGGUAUAUUCACCGGACGAAAGAAAGCAAAGGCGCAAGAUAUCGAAUCGAGAGUCAGCCAGGCGGUCCCGUUUGAGAAAAAAGAGGCAUUUGGAGAACCUCACGGACCAAGUGAACCGGUUGAACGUAGAGAACCGGCAGCUUAAGAACCGACUAAGUUUAGUUAUUAAUCAGUACCACGUUGUAUGGGUAGAAAAUGAAGUGUUAAGAUCCGAAUCCGAAGCUCUUUGGGCAAAACUCAUGGAUCUAUACUGGACGUCACCUGCCAUGCAAUGCAGUCACGAUAACAGCCAACAUUCUCAUCAACUUUUAACUUCAACUAAAUCAACGAAUUAAGCUCUU